Molecule: messenger RNA, 2556 nt
Organism: Eimeria maxima
Lineage: Eukaryota; Apicomplexa; Conoidasida; Eucoccidiorida; Eimeriidae
Exons: 4
Coding region: 1-2556 (851 amino acids)
Biological process (GO): box C/D snoRNP assembly
Cellular component (GO): nucleus
Molecular function (GO): RNA binding
Source: RefSeq, a predicted model, not a curated record
AUGAUAACUGGAGAUGGGAAGAACGGAACUCCGCUGCUGCCGCCGCAGCAGCAGCAGCAGCGACCGCUGCAGCAGCAACACCCGUUGCCGCAGCAAGCACUGCAACAGCAGCAGCUGCAACAGCAGCAGCUGCAACAGCAGCAGCUGCAACAGCAACAGCUGCAGCAGCAGCUGCUACAAAAACAAUCUUUGCAGCAGCAGGUUCUGCAGCUGCAACACCUGAUGCAGCAGCCCCUACAUAGUAUGCAGCAGCCGCAGUUGCAGCAGCAACUGCAGCAGCUGCAGCAGCAGCAGGUACAGCGACAUCAGCUGCAGCACGCCCCGCAGCAGCUGCUUGCUUCACACCCGCUGCAGCAGCAACAGCUGCAGCAACAGCAGUUGCAGCAGCAGCAGCUGCAGCAGCAGCAACUACAUCAACAACAGCUACAGCAGCAGCUGCUGCAACAGCAGCAACUGCAGCAGCAAGCGAUGAACACCCCACCGCGUCAGCUGCUGCUUUCUCAGCAGCAGCAACAACAAAUUCAGCAGCAGCAGCAGCAGCUCCUGCAGCAGCAACGGCUGCGUGCAGCGCAGCAGCAACACCUGCAGCAACAGAUGAAGCAGCACCAGCUAGAGCAGCAGCAGCAAUAUCUUGGUAGUCUCCGUGUGGGCAUGCAACCGCAGCAGCAGCAGCAGCAGCAACUGCCACAGCAGCAGAUGCCGCAGCAGCAGCUACCGCAGCAGCAGCUACCGCAACAGCAGCUACGCCAGCAGCAACAGGUAUACAUGCGUCCUUUGGCUCAACCUCCAACUGCUGCCAUGGGGGGCCCCCCGUUCGAUGCUGCAGGUGUACCCAUGGGGCCCCGUGUGCCUCGCCCUAGCAGCAGCAGCAGCAAUAGCAACAGCAGCAGCAGCAGCAGCAGCGUCCCUUCCAGUAUAGAAGGAAAUAUGCAGGGGGGCCCCCGUGGGUCCCCUCGUGUAAGACAGCCGCCAACUAUGAGGACGGGGGCCCCUACCCGUGCUGCUUCUGUGUCUGCAGCAAUAGCAGCAGCAGCUGCUGCUGCUGCUGCUGCAGCAGCAGGUGGCACUCCUGGUGCUGCUGCUGCAGUUGGUGGUCCAACAGGUAAGGAUUUCCCCCGGCAGCCGUACUUUCAGCAGCAGCAGCAGCAGUACCAUCAUCAUCAGCAGCAGCAGCAGCAACAGCAGCAGCAGCAGCAGCAGCAGCAGCAGGAGCAAGAGCAUCCAUUAAGACGAUUAAUAAUGGCAAGAAGGGCACGCAUGCGACUAAAUCCUAUCCUAAGGUACCUACAGGGGCCCCUAAGGGCCCCCAGUCCUAAGAAGGGGGGCCCCCCCCCUGCUGGUGCUGCUGCUGCAUCAGGGGGCCCCCCGUCACAAGCUGCAGAUACACCUGAAGCAGCAGAUACACCUGAGGAUUCUCCUGCUGCUUAUGGUUCUGCUGCUGCUGCUGCUGGUGGGUCUAUAUCUUCAUCUCCUGGUUCUGCUGCAGGAGGUGCAGCAGCAGCAGCAGCAGCAACAGCAGCAGCAGCAGCAGCAGAAGACGGCCCAGUUAUAAGGGGUUGCUCAACUCCUAUAGAGAUAGAGCGUUACUAUGAGGCAGCAGCAGCAGCAGCAGGAGGAGGAACUGCAGCAGCAGCAGCAGCAGCAAAUAGUGUAGAAGUGUUUAGUACCUCUUCCUCUUCCUCUUCCUCACCAGCAGCAGCAGCAGCAGCAGCAGCACAAGCAGCACAAGGAGGAGGAGCAGCAGCAGGACAACCAGCAACAUCAGGAUCAGCAGCAGGAGGAGGAGGAGGAGAUAAAGGAGGUCUUAGCAGCAGCAGCAGCAGCAGCAGCAGCAGUGCUGCUCCGUCUAAGGAGGAUUCGCUACAAUGGUGUGUGCAGCAGAUACAGCAGGUGCUGCAGCAGCACCCAGCAGCAGCAGCAGCAGCAGCAAAGUUACGAGGCAAUAGGCCAAUGCUGCACCAAGCAAUAGCAGCACAUAUAGCAGCAGAAUCAGGAGCAGCAGCAGCAGCAGCAGCAGCAGCAGCAGCACCAUCAUCAGCAGGACCAGCAGGAACAGGAACAGGAGGAGCAGCAUCAGGAACAGCAACAGCAACAGCAACAGGAGCAGCAGCAGCAGCAGCAGCAGCAACAGACUGCUGCAGCAAAUGGCUAGAUAUAGAGAUGGUUGCUGCUCCUGCUGCACUAGAAGAAAUUCUUGUUGUUAUUGCUGCUGCACUUAAGGUCUAUAUUGCAGAGGUGGUAGCUGGUGCUGAGCAGCUGGAGGCAAGGGACUAUGAGUUAUAUGGGGGCCCCCUGGGGCCCCCUAAGGGAGAAGAAGGAGGAGGAGGAGAGAGGGGGGAGAGGAACGAUCCCGAUCCCGAUCCCCAUAAACAACCACCAUUAAGGCUUAUCGGGAGAUCUCUCUCUCCGUCUUUCGAGACAGUUGAAUGCUGCAGCAGCAACAGCAGCAGCAGCAACAGCAGCAGCAGCAACAGCAGCAGCAGCAACAGCAACAGCAGCAAGGCCGUCGUUCCCUUGCCCCAAUGCGCAUACCUAGCCACGCAGCCGUCUAGCUAG